Messenger RNA from Penicillium cataractarum, 1461 nucleotides. It is a transcript of the gene dbp5, whose product is annotated as ATP-dependent RNA helicase DBP5. Gene Ontology annotation, cellular component: cytoplasmic stress granule; nucleus. The transcript is spliced from 4 exons. Bases 1 to 1461 code for a protein of 486 amino acids. NCBI's taxonomy places the organism in Eukaryota, Fungi, Ascomycota, Eurotiomycetes, Eurotiales, Aspergillaceae. Gene Ontology annotation, biological process: poly(A)+ mRNA export from nucleus. Gene Ontology annotation, molecular function: ATP binding; RNA helicase activity; RNA binding. The record is from RefSeq and is a predicted model, not a curated record.
AUGUCCACCGAGAACAACGAGACCGGCGGCUCUUUGGCCGACCGUAUCACCAAACCUGAUGAGGCUUCCCAGCCCGCCACCACCACGACCGAGACCCCCGAGAAGAUCAGCGAUGACGGUGCCGGAACUGCACUCCAGGGUUCGGCGCUUCAAGAGCCUGACUACCAGGUCGAGGUCAAGCUCAGUGACCUGCAGGCGGACCCUAACAACCCCCUGUUCUCUGUGAAGAGUUUCGAAGAUCUUGGGCUUGACCCACGUAUCCUCAAGGGUCUCUCGGCCAUGAGCUUCCGCAAACCCUCCAAAGUGCAAGAGCGCGCACUCCCUCUGUUGAUGCAAAACCCCCCGAAGAACCUCGUGGGACAGUCCCAGUCCGGAACUGGCAAGACUGCCGCCUUCGUCCUGAAUGUCCUGAGCCGUGUCGACAUUUCCACCGAAGAAAUGCGGGCUACUCCUCAAGCCCUGAUCUUGGCUCCCACCCGUGAGCUUGCUCGUCAAAUUGUUGGUGUCGUUCAUGCGAUGGGACAGUUCCUCGACGGUCUUAGCAUUGGAACUGCGGUCCCUGCCGAUGCUUCGGCUCGGCCAACUCGAAUGACCGCCGCUAUUGUGGUUGGAACUCCUGGUACUGUCCAGGAGAUGAUCAAGAGACGCGUCCUCAACCCCACCCGUCUCCAGGUCCUGGUUUUGGAUGAGGCCGACAACAUGCUCGACCAGCAGGGUCUUGGCGACCAGUGUAUUCGUGUCAAGUCAAUGCUCCCUCGUACUAUCCAGGUUGUGCUGUUCUCUGCCACCUUCCCGGCCCACGUUCACCGCUAUGCUGCUAAGUUUGCUCCGGACGCGAACGAGAUCACUCUUCAUCACGACGAGUUGACUGUCGAGGGUAUCAAGCAGUUGUACAUGGACUGCAACAGUGACGAGGAGAAAUACACCAACCUUGUCCAGCUCUACGGCUUGCUGACUGUUGGCUCGUCGAUCAUUUUCGUCAGGACUCGUGCUUCCGCUGUCGAGAUUGAGAAGCGCAUGACCGCAGAGGGCCACACCGUUGCUUCCCUUACCGGUGGUAUCGAGGGAUCUCAGCGUGAUGCCGUCAUUGACGCCUUCCGCAAUGGCGAGGCCAAGGUGCUCAUCACGACCAACGUUCUCGCCCGUGGAAUCGAUGUCUCCACUGUAUCCCUUGUCGUCAACUACGACAUUCCCGAGGUCAUGAACCCUAACCGCCAGCGCGAGCCCGACUACCAGACCUACCUCCACCGUAUUGGUCGUACCGGUCGUUUUGGCCGCAUUGGUGUUGCCAUCUCCUUUGUCUCCAACCGGGAGGAGUGGGAUAUGCUUCGUCAGAUUCAGCAGCACUUCAGCUGCCAAAUUGACCGCAUCGACACCAGCGACUGGGAUGAGGUCGAGCGCAUGAUCAAGAGAACGAUCAAGAACUCACGUGCCCAGGCCCAGUUCGCCAAGAACCAGUGA